Messenger RNA from Acaulospora colombiana, 2481 nucleotides. Lineage: Eukaryota; Fungi; Glomeromycota; Glomeromycetes; Diversisporales; Acaulosporaceae. The record is from the annotation of a GenBank genome assembly.
AUGGCCGAAGCUAUAGAUUCUCCAAAAGACGAGGCACCCAAUGAUUCCCUGACCCUGAGUCAACUGAAAAGAAUUGUCAGGCAAUUUCCAAACAAACAAAAGCCGAAAGAAAUAGCUUUUUCGUAUGCAGACAGCGACAGUCUUUCCAACGAAAUUAAUGAAUUUUAUAGUUAUGCUGAGAUCACGCAGUUCCUGGAAAACAAAAAAACCUUCGAGGAAGGGUUUGACGAAUCUUGGAUAAAUAGCACAAUAUCAGAGCGCAAAGUGUACGUUGAAUAUUUACUUGAAACAUUAGAAUUGAAAGAUCCUGUCGAAGUUCAUCGCGGGGAUGAAUCUUUUGGCACGGAGCUAGCAAGUCUCGGCGGGUUAGAUGAAAUAAGGAAGUUGAGGGGAGCGGUACGCGAACAUAACGAGUUAUCCCCAAUUGAAGACAAAGAGUUAUUUCUCAAAUCCACUCCUAUGGACUAUCACACUUUUCAAACCGAAGUGACGCAUAAGUAUCCGACCUAUGUUCCACCCCCAUGUCCUGCAAUUGUGAUGCCCACCGUUUCCAUCAAUCCUUUUUCAAACAAUAAUUAUAAUUCGAAUGGGAAUGAAUCUUCCGGGCAAAAUUCGUCCAACGGCAACAACAAUCCAUCUACACCAAAAUCUCGAAAACAACAAUUUCAAACAAAUCAGCGACAACCCUUUAUUUUUCCAUUCUCGGAAUUUACUCCAAGUGUGCCGCAAUCAAUCCAGGAAGCGGGUGAUUUGUAUCUCAAAUACAUAUAUAUAAGCCUAGGCACCCUUCAAUUUUGGAAAGAAAGGGAAGAGAUGAAAAGAAGUCAGAUCAACUGUAAUAUUAAUGGCACAACUUAUAAAGAAAACUUCUAUAUUACCGACGCGACAAAAGAAAUUAAGAUUGAUGAUAACAGGAACAAGGAUAAGAUGACAAUUGUGGAAAGAGAAAAAUUGGAACGAGUAGAAGCGCUUUAUCGGUCCAUUCUUCCUCAUUUACCGAAUAUAGUCAUUGUUCUUCUUAAACUUUUGUUGGCCACUGUACCUUCACAUCCUAACAACGUGAAAGGAAAUGAAAACGACAUUCCCAUCAAAGAUGGGACGUCCACAAACAAUGGCUAUGUUUCGGACUCUCAUACCAACUCUUCUGCUUCGAGCGUGGACACCAUCGAAGAAGUUGAUAUUAGAAGGCAUCGCGAAAUUACUUCCAAAGCAGUGUCCGCAAUUUUACUCCUGAUGCUAAAACAUUUGAAAUUGAACCAUGUGUUGAAAUUCGAAUACUUGUCUCAACUCUUGGUUGAUGCGAAUUGUUUGCUUCUAAUUUUUAAGAUUCUUAGCAUGCAAGAUGUGAGCAUCGUUAUUAAAGCCAAAAAUGAGGUGGAUGAUCUAAACUUUUUCCGUUACUGCAUGACCAUCAAUAAUCGUGACGCUGACGAAGAGGAUAGUUCAUUGGACAACCGUGAAAACUGUUCCAAAAACACCUUGUUGCAGCAGGAAAAUGAAUCGACAAAAGAGAAACAACGAACUGUUUCAAAAAAUGAUUUGAAUAUUGACUUGGAUUAUUGUUGGCGAAAUUUAUUUGCGUCUAUAAACUUUCUACGAAUCCUACAAAAACUAAUUAAAAAAAAGACUCAUAGGAUUUUAUCACUUGUGCGCUGCAAAUCAUCAGCCAUAUUGAAAAAGACCCUCAAAGUUUCCCAUCCUUUAUUGGAACUAUAUGCCCUCAAAGUGUUGAAGAAUCAGAUCCCUUUUAUUGGAAGGAAGUGGAAACAAAGUAAUAUGAAAGUGAUUACCUCCAUAUACAUGAAUUGUCGCCCAGGUCUGAGGGAUGAGUGGAUAGCAUCGACUGAUGCGGACGCUGAAGUUGAAGAUGCGGUGGCAAAACAAAGCCUUCGGGAAAUGAUUAAAUUUUACAACGAAAGAAAUUAUUUUUCCCAGUAUAAUGAUCAGCUAAAUUUCAUCGAUAACCGAAAUAUGCCCGACACAUUUCCACCUCACUAUACCAAACCAUUCGAUAGCCUUCAUUCUGCCUAUGUGACUGACGAUAUAAUGUUGGAUCGAUCUUUCAUAGAAAACUGGGAGCAGUGGCUUCAGGAAGAAGUUUAUGGCUUUUCAGCCACGACUCCUCAAUUAAACACUAUCGACGAAUACUAUAGCGACGAGCUGGCUACUGUCUUUGAGAAUGGAGACGGAUCGGGAUGGGAUGUAAUGCCGGAUCCACUUGAAGAACAAGAUCCUUUUACCGCAAUCGACUGGAAUAAUGUUUCCUCAUCAGAACUCGAACGAAAAAUAAAGCUUAAUGAAUAUCAAACUCCACGUGUUUCGGAAGGUACCAAAGGAUUAUUCAAUACCAACAAGGAGGAUCCAGAUUUAAAUAAUAUCGACGUGAACUAUUGUUGGCCUGAUGAGUUGUUAGAUCGAAUUGCUCCUGAUGAAGUGAUGAUAUACCAACCUACACCUUAUCAAAGUGACGACGAUGGUUAA